Molecule: messenger RNA, 3695 nt
Organism: Scatophagus argus
Lineage: Eukaryota; Metazoa; Chordata; Actinopteri; Scatophagidae
Product: G protein-activated inward rectifier potassium channel 1-like
Exons: 3
Coding region: 741-2300 (519 amino acids)
Biological process (GO): potassium ion import across plasma membrane; regulation of monoatomic ion transmembrane transport
Cellular component (GO): plasma membrane
Molecular function (GO): G-protein activated inward rectifier potassium channel activity
Source: RefSeq, a predicted model, not a curated record
GCCGACAAUAGCACCAAGUACUCAGAAUAACCAGUUUUAUCGUGCGGUGUUCUCUUAAAGACUUCUAAAAGAAGCAAAUUAUAAGACAACACGAAGAAAAUAGUGUGCGUAAAAGCAAAAAGAAAAACGUAAAAGUUGCCCUCGAUUCAUUUCACUGUUAUAUUGUUUGCUCGCUUUGAUGCUUUACCUGACUGGUACAUUUCCCUCCAUAGGCUACAACCCCAGAUCACCUCCUCCACCCUUCUCGAAAUGGAAAUUCGCCACCCCUGCUGCAGUUCGUCUGUACUCUUUAAUUUGCACUCACUCACACCAGAGUGAUCCCUCAGGCUGAAGUGCGCACUCUAGCCUGCUAUUCACAUUCACAGCUUUAUUGAAUAACAACACCUCAGUGGAUCUCCCAAGGACACAGCCUCCGAGCUAUUCAAUACGGCUUUUUGUUCUAAAUCUAAUAUUGAGCGUGUUUCUUUUUGUUCCUCUACGGAUGAGACCUGAGGAAAAAAAGUUGGCACCUGCAGGAGACUCUUUUGCGUAAAGGACCAGUAAACCUGAAUCAUGUAUUGCGCAGAAUCUCUGCUCUCUUACGAUUAAUUUACAGGAGAGAGGCGCAUCUCCAUUUUACAAGAUGCGAGUAGCGCGGCUGGAUGUUACUGCAUGGUUUUGAGCAAAGGGUACCAAACUUGCGUAAAGACCCCGAUUCUGCACAAGUAUCGAUUGCUUAUCACAAGUAAGUGAUUGAUACAAUGUCAGCCAUACGGAGGAAAUUUGGCGAGGACUACCAGGUGGUCAACACCAACCGGGGCUUUACUUUUUCCGCACCGGUGAAGAGAAAGAGGCAGCGGUUUGUGGAGAAGAACGGCCGCUGCAACGUCCAGCACGGUAACCUUGGCGGGGAGACCAGCCGAUACAUCUCCGAUCUCUUCACCACGCUGGUGGACCUCAAGUGGCGCUGGAACCUACUCAUCUUCAUCCUCACUUACACAGUUGCGUGGCUGGUCAUGGCUUCUAUGUGGUGGGUGAUCGCCUACAUCCGCGGCGACCUGAGCCACGGCGGCCACGACUCGUCCUACACCCCGUGCGUCGCCAACGUGUACAACUUUCCCUCCGCGUUCCUGUUUUUCAUCGAGACGGAAGCGACCAUCGGCUACGGCUAUCGCUACAUCACUGAGAAGUGUCCGGAGGGGAUCAUCCUCUUCCUCUUCCAGUCGCUGCUGGGGUCCAUCGUGGACGCCUUUCUCAUCGGCUGCAUGUUCAUCAAGAUGUCGCAGCCGAAGAAGCGCGCGGAGACGCUGAUGUUCAGCCAGGACGCGGUCAUCUCGCAGCGGGACGGGAAGUUGUGCCUCAUGUUCAGAGUGGGGAACCUGCGGAACAGUCAUAUGGUAUCCGCGCAGAUCAGGUGCAAACUCAUUAAGUCUCGGCAGACCCCAGAAGGUGAGUUUCUGCCCCUGGACCAGUGUGAACUUGAUGUGGGAUUUGGGACGGGGGCUGACCAGCUCUUCUUGGUGUCGCCUCUAACGAUCUGCCACGAGAUCAACACCAAGAGCCCGUUCUUCGAUCUGUCACAGCGCUCACUCAUGAAUGAGCAGUUUGAGAUUGUUGUCAUCCUAGAGGGCAUUGUGGAGACCACUGGUAUGACAUGCCAAGCAAGAACGUCCUACACCGAAGAUGAAGUGUUGUGGGGCCAUCGCUUCCUCCCUGUCAUGUCACUGGAGGAGGGCUUCUUCAGGGUUGACUACUCUCAGUUCCACAAUACCUUUGAGGUCCCUACGCCCCCCUACAGUGUGAAAGAACAGGAGGAGAAGUCCUCGCUGACGUCGCCCAACUCUCUGUCUGUCGCGCCUACCCCUUCCUCCCCACUGCUGGGCAACGGAGGCCGCGGAGGCCGCAGGGAAAGGCUUCUGUCAGCCGACUAUGCAGACCAUGUAGAGGAUCAAGCAUCUAGGCUGCCCAGUAAACUCCAGCGCAUGAGCUCCACCAAGGAGGAGCUCCUCUGGAGGGGGCUGAAGACAGGGCCAGCCUUGCCUGGGGGUAAGGCCUCCAGCACAGGUGACCUUCCACUUAGUAUCCAGAGGCUGAGGUCCAGCUCCAUCCCUGUUGUGAGGCAAGGACAGCUGGAGGAGCAGGUCCAGCUGUUAUCCUUGGAUGGGGAUGCUGAGGAAGGUGAGAUGGAAAAAGUCAGACUGCCGGCAGCCAUUAGCACCAUCACUGCUCCAACCCCAAAAGCAGCACAAAUCCCCUUGGUAGGGAGUCGGCCAGAGGACAACUUGCCCCCCAAACUGCGUAGGAUGAAUGCUGACCGCUGAUUUCUAUAGACCACCUUUAAGACUUUAAAAUUUUGAAAACUGAAUCAGGCUACAUGGGCAUUGCAUAUCCUGUAAAUAAAGACUACUAUAUAAUUUUUUUGGCAGAUUUUGUCCAGUAUUUUACAUUUACUUAUGGCCUCUCUACAAAGUUGUCCAUUGCCACAAUUAGAAGGACAACGCCUAUAAGCCAUCCAUCCGCUCAUACUGUGAGUCAUUUUUGAUAGAUCACCAUCUGUGCCCCCCACUGACUUCUAACACUUCUGCCCUUGUACUUGUUUCUUUCACUUCUGUUCACAGAGUUGCAUCAAAGGCUUUUAUCUCUAACAAGUACACUUUUUUUAAGUUAAUCAAGUUCUGAAGCGACAGUCAUGAAUGACUGACCUGAAGUGAACGUUUGCUAAACCCUGCAGCAGAACAUGUUUGUCCAGUCAUAGAUUAGCAACUGCAACUAGGCACAGUGGGUCUGUCAAGUUUUAGAUUUUCCCACAUGCCUCAAGCAGCUGUAAGGAUAAAAACCAACUGACAGUGAUGCAACACUUUUGCCCCCAUUAAUUUUCUGGGGCACACAAGUUAAUCGCCUUUCCAAUGCAUUGUGGGAUCCCUGGCAAUGCAGGUCUAACCAUUAAUGUGAAAAAGGGAAGACUGAAAUACAAAUUAGAGACAAAGUUUGCCUGGUGACUAUGCAGUAUUUUGUUGAAAAACUGAAACAAAGGGGCAAUGCGUGGAUUGAUGAAGUUUAGUUUUUACGUUUUCAGGUGACAUGUCUAAGAAGGAGACCGUUAUUCCACCGAGGUUGCUGGAAUUUGAAUUGCUACUUGGCACAACUUCACAUAAAUUGUAAAUGAAUGUUCAGAUGGGUUUUCUCCGUAACAGUCUUACUCAACUCAGUUUUACUCAAUUAUCAGUUAUUGUAUCAGUUACUAGAAGCAGGCAUGGUUAUCUGUACUGGUUGAAGAAAUAUACAUUGUGCAUCCCUAUUUUUUAAUAAGCUGCAAAUGUUAGCAUGUCUGGCUAACAAGAGUAUAAUUAGUAUAAUUACAGUUCAGCAUCAGCAUUGGUUCAGCAACUGCAUCAGUGCAGUUCAUGACUAGCACAUUCACUGUGUGGAAGCCAGUCCUGGAAGCUACCAGAGUGUAGGCUAACAUUAGUGGCUCCAUCCUGCUUUUAUCUCUAAAGGUUUACACUCCCAGUCAACUUUACAGUGGUUACUCUUCAUUAUAAAAGCCUGUUCCCUGUAGUGUUCACAGUGAAAACGAACAGAAGUAUGCAGCCUAAGCUAGGCAGCCAAAAAGAGUUAUAUAAGAACAGUCUGAUCUUAGAUUUUCCUUAUCACACUUCAGCUAUAUUAACUAGCUCUACACUGCAACACAAAAACAAUUUUGUUUCUUUAUCAAC